Metopolophium dirhodum (rose-grain aphid) is the source of this 1285-nucleotide messenger RNA. RefSeq names its product E3 SUMO-protein ligase KIAA1586-like. The transcript is spliced from 2 exons. Gene Ontology annotation, molecular function: protein dimerization activity. Bases 245 to 958 code for a protein of 237 amino acids. The record is from RefSeq and is a predicted model, not a curated record. Lineage: Eukaryota; Metazoa; Arthropoda; Insecta; Hemiptera; Aphididae.
GGUUUAGAUAAAUCUUGUGUUGAAGUAGGCAUUGAAAUGAAAAAAAUAGGUCGUGUUUUGAAUGUACGCUGGUCUGCAAGCAGUUUUCGAACUAUAAAAGCCAUAUGGAAUAAUUAUCCGGGAAUAUAUUUACAUGUUAGUAAAACACAUGAUGCGACAUCAAACGGCAUAAAAAAAAAAAUUAGAAUCCUCUUCUUUUUUGGAGGAACUUGGACUUUUUUACGAUGUUCUUUCUGAGCUUGCAAUGUUAUCUUGUAUAUUACAGUCCAGAAAAACAACUCUAAUGCGUGCCCAGUCGGAGAUAAAUAGAACGAUUAGAAUUUUAGAAAGUCUGAAAGCUGAACCUGGGGAAAAAGAAAAGGAAAUUAUAGAAGCUAUUCAGAAAGGAAUUAACAAAGGUGUCAAUAUUACAAUGACAAAAUCAGGAGGGAUUAACAGGUUACAAUUUUUGCAAAAUUUAGUAGACAGAAUGCGUCAACGCUUAUUUGAUGACUCAAAAAAUAAAACAAUGCUAGAAGACAUUCAGGUAAUUGAUGAAGUGUUCAAAGUAGCAACUAAUGAUGCAAAGGGAGAAGAUGAAGUUAAAAGAGUAUCACGGACAUUAGGUUUUUCUGAAUUUGAAAGUGUAGUUGACUUCCGUUCAAGAAAUGUUUUUUCUAGUUUCAUGAAAGCAUUAAAUAUACUCCCAACUUCAACAGCUGAUUGUGAACGAGGGUUUUCCGAUAUGAAUUUGACAAUAACUGAUUUAAGGACUAGAUUAAACAUUGAAAAUGUGUCAGAUUUGAUGUUCAUCUCUAUCAAUGGCCCUUCAGUUGCAGAUUUUAAUCCUAGACCUUAUAUUAAAAUUUGGUUAAGAGAUCACCGUUCUGCCGUUUCCACUCCUAGAGGUAAAGAAAGAAAAGAAAUAGACGACGAAAAUAAGAUGCAGAAAUUAUUUUUUAACAAUUUAUUUAAUUAAAUUUUUUAGUAUUUGUAUAUUUUCAUAUUUUAUUGACUUAUAAAGGUAAUUUCAAGCUUUUUUUAAAAGUUUGAUUUUUUUUUCAUAUUUUUAACACAUCCUUUAUAAUUAUAGACCACAGUAAAAAUAUUUGUAUAUUAUUAAAUAUUCAUGUUUAUUACUAAAUCAUGGAUCUUCACCUCGACUAGUCUUAGUAUACUCUCAAAAAAAAUAUUGGGAACACCUCUGCUCAUCAGCAUUCCAGGAAUUGGUUGUAGCAUGAAUAUUAAACCAACAAUGAAUGCAGAAUAACCACGUUGUUUUGAUACUAUCGUCAAAAAUGGCGUA